This is a messenger RNA of Phanerochaete carnosa HHB-10118-sp, 474 nucleotides long. RefSeq lists its product as uncharacterized. The record is from RefSeq and is a predicted model, not a curated record. The coding region runs from base 110 to 331 and encodes 73 amino acids. The transcript has a single exon. NCBI's taxonomy places the organism in Eukaryota, Fungi, Basidiomycota, Agaricomycetes, Polyporales, Phanerochaetaceae.
UGGCUCUGAAGCCAUGUUGCAGAAUGAUGUACGGAGCGCAGGAUAACAUAGCGAACUACGGUCUGCCACCUCAUUCGUGAUCUGUCUCGCAGACCUCCUCGCCGCUGUCAUGUCUGAAGCGAGGCGCGUCUCUGAGAAGCUCUCCGCUAUCGAUGCCAAGAACAGCGAGGAGAGCAAGAGCACAAAAGUCCGGCGGAAGGCGCCGCACAGUGUAAAGCUUUCCUCUCCAUCUCGCGCGGUCGGUUGUCUAUGGAGCUCAGCUUGCUUACGGGACUCUCCCGUUCUUUCUCCGACUCUAUUGGCCUACCUAAAUUCCUGCUUUCUUGUAUAACUUUUCUGUGACAUCUGAGCUCAAGACUCGGCUGACCCAGGCUCUAAACUGUUAAAUUCUGCCGAGAGAGGCUGCUUCGAUCGCGCGCUUCUAGAAGGACAACACGUGUGCUCUGCAAAGAUUUUGUAACAUGCUUUAUUUGU